CAAAACUUUGAAAGCUGAUUCGACGAUAGAAAUCACUGGAAGAUGCUACCCUGUAUCUGUGUAUAUUUCGAACCACCAAAAACAGUAAUAAGCUUAACUGCCGCCAUAAACCUCUCCCAAUCCUCCAAAAGCCCUAGCGGCCUGCACACAAUAAUUCAAAAUUUUCUUUUGCUUAUAAGAGCAGAGAAUCCCAGAAAAUCCGUCUAAUAAAGAUCGAAUUUUUCUUUGUCCUAAAUAAAAUGGAUCAAAGGGAAAGCAGCUCACUGGUACCUGAACCAGUCUUGGACUCUGCCAAGACUACCUUGGCUGACCUCGAACAAGUAGAGAUCCACUUGCUUCAGUUCCUCUCUCAAUAUGACCCGGAGGACCUCGCCGAGAUGCCCCCUCUUCAACGAGCUCACUCUCUUUUUUUGCUCGCCAAGGCCACUACUAUUCUUUUCGCAUUGAGAUUGAGAUGUAGUGGAAUUGACCCAGAUGAGCAUCCAGUGAAGACAGAGCUUGAGAGGUUGAAUUUGUACCAAGAGAAGCUUGAACAGUCCAUAGAUUUGAGUAAAGCACCGUUGCGACCUUCCACCACCUUAAAUUACCAGGCUGCAACCCGUUUCAUUGAACAUUCUUUGCCUGACCUUACCCCUGAACAGAAGAAAAGUAUGAGAGAUAUCAGUAAAGGAGAAGGAACCAGGAUAAAGUAUUUGGAGAGAAAAAUACAAAAGAAGAGGAAAUAUCAAUCAUGUGAAAAACAUUCAGUCCAAACUGCUACUUCAGAAUUUCUUGAAAAAGCAGCACGUGAGCUUCUUGGUGAUAAUACAAGUGGUCUCAAGGGACCUAUACAAAUCGACGCUCUAGAUGAUGAUGAUCUGCAUGUGGGCUGAUAUGCUCAUUUCUCUUGGACUGCAGAUAUUGUAUCUGAUUGUGUCUGGCAUCUGCUUGAGUGGUUUUAAGGCCUAGUUGUGACUUGUUUCUGCGGUAAGAAGGCUUCAUAUGCUGCCAAUUAUCAGCCAUGGUAUUUCUUGGUGUUCAACAGCGUGGACAAAGAAUGAAAGCUAUGUAAUUGUUUUGUCUACUACCAUUUCGUGAAACUAUGCUUAAAUUGAAGUUAACAGAAUCUUUCUUUUUAAUAAGAUUGUAAGAUCAGAAUCUAUUAGCAGUCUGUUCAAAUAAAAGGUUAGCCAUUCAACUUUA
Molecule: messenger RNA, 1182 nt
Organism: Manihot esculenta (cassava)
Lineage: Eukaryota; Viridiplantae; Streptophyta; Magnoliopsida; Malpighiales; Euphorbiaceae
Product: nuclear nucleic acid-binding protein C1D
Exons: 6
Coding region: 240-872 (210 amino acids)
Biological process (GO): regulation of gene expression; maturation of 5.8S rRNA
Cellular component (GO): nucleolus; exosome (RNase complex)
Molecular function (GO): RNA binding; DNA binding
Source: RefSeq, a predicted model, not a curated record